UUUGUGUUCCUGAGAAGUUCCCAGUCAUAUCUAACUCUAGUUCUCUGUAUAAACCAAGGGAUCAAUUAUGUGCCAGAAUAUGGCUAAGCCUUUCCUUUCUGGCUGCCCACUUCAAUUAUUGGCUCUGGGUCUACUAGCAAUGUUUUUUUGUGCUAGCACUGUGGAAAAUGAGAAACAGGAAGACAGAAGGAACCAGGAAAAGGCACCCCGGUGGAAUGAAACGAGCAGUCGUCCCUUGCCAUCAUCCCAGGACUCAGAAAAUACUCCACAAAAAAUUCAUAGCUCUGAUUCCCGAAAUGCUUGGAUGCUCCUCAUGAACAAUGAAGUGAGGAGCAAAAAAAUGAAUAAAAACAAGUCAAGAAAGAUUAAGUUUGGCAUUCCAGGCCUGUUAGAGGCUGCAGAGUCAGCACAACCUCGUCCAGAUACCAGUACUAUUAUUCAGGAGAAAUUGCUGAGGGAGUUCCAGCUGCUGCUCAAAGGAAUAAUUAGGAAGCAAGAAAGGAUCAAUAUGAAAACCACCAGCAAAAAGUGCCAGCAUGGAGAAGCUAGAGAUGGAAAAGAAGAGAAUUUCUUUCCCCAAAAUAGAGUCCCACUGAUAAAAAGCAGGGAACGAAUAGAAGCAGCAUUCCACUGCCAGACCCAGAAGAACAUUUCAGUGGAUCGACGGUCCCUUCAAGAACUUCAACUUUAUUAUAUACCUAAGAAAGAAGAGCUGUUCCAUCGUGGCCUAGGUUUGAACCUAAACAAUGGUCAAUAUAUGGCCCCCGUCAGUGGAUAUUACAUUUUCAGUGCCAGACUGUAUGUUGUUCCUCAAAUACAUCCCACAAAGUACCAGUCACGGGCCCGAGAUCGCCUGCGCUUGCUGAUCUGUGUCGAGUCACUCUGCCGCCAGAAAAGUUCUCUGGAAACAGUCAGCAGUUUGGACAAAGCCAGUGGAUAUUUCACUAUUUCAGUCAGUGGAAUUCUCUUUCUGCAGGCUGGCCAAUAUGCUUCAGUUUUCAUAGAUAAUGCAACGGGAUCCUCCUUCAUUGUACGAAGUGGGUCAGACUUCAGGGGCGUCCUCUUGGGUAUCUAAGUGACCCACAACUGCCUAUUUUUAAGCUGAAAUCCUGCCUUUAAUCAGCUCUAAGCUAAGCUUCUGUCUUUUGGUCAAGUGGAAUUGGAAACACUAGAAGGAAGCACAAACCCUUGAUUAAACAUCCCAAAGUGAAAAAUUUGAUUGUAGAAAGAGUUCAGCAUGUGGCAAAAUAUUCAAAGGAAGCAAAAUCACACAUGACAUUUGACUGAAGAUAAUUUAUAUUUUCCUCUAGCACUAAAAGUUUGAAAUUUCACCCUUCAGUUUCCUAGUUUACCUUUGGAGCUGGCU
Molecule: messenger RNA, 1366 nt
Organism: Protobothrops mucrosquamatus (brown spotted pit viper)
Lineage: Eukaryota; Metazoa; Chordata; Lepidosauria; Squamata; Viperidae
Gene: ERFE
Product: erythroferrone
Exons: 8
Coding region: 68-1075 (335 amino acids)
Biological process (GO): positive regulation of insulin receptor signaling pathway; positive regulation of D-glucose import across plasma membrane; negative regulation of gluconeogenesis
Molecular function (GO): hormone activity
Source: RefSeq, a predicted model, not a curated record